Molecule: messenger RNA, 1392 nt
Organism: Carica papaya (papaya)
Lineage: Eukaryota; Viridiplantae; Streptophyta; Magnoliopsida; Brassicales; Caricaceae
Source: RefSeq, a predicted model, not a curated record
GUACGAUAACCAGACCUAAACCCUGCAUUUUUGCCCAAGCGCCAAAAACCAAACACAGCAAAACGGUGGCCUUCCUUUCCCUCCGGCGUCAAAAGAUAAAACCCUCUCUCUCGCCGAGAAUCACAGGAAUUCGUUUUUGAGAACAUUAUACUUUCAGUGUGUGAAAGGAAGAACGAAGAAAUGGCGAUAAUAGCUCGAAGCAACUUGAUGACUGCUUUAAGCGCAAUACCAACAAGAUCAUCGUUGUUUGCAAACCAGAAUCAAUUUGCAGAUAGGUCUCGUUUGAUGGGCCUCUUUGGGAUCAAAAGGCGAUUUUCUGCUUCCGGAUUUAGCAUGAGCUUGAAAGCAGGAAUCGUUGGCCUCCCUAAUGUUGGCAAAUCCACUCUCUUCAAUGCCGUUGUCGAGAAUGGAAAGGCUCAAGCUGCUAAUUUUCCUUUUUGUACGAUAGAGCCAAAUGUAGGAAUUGUUGCAGUUCCAGAUUCACGUCUCCAUGUACUUUCUGAUCUCUGCAAAUCUCAAAGAGCGGUUCCUGCAUCCAUAGAAUUUGUAGAUAUUGCUGGACUUGUGAAGGGUGCGAGUCAAGGGGAGGGAUUAGGUAACAAAUUCUUGUCGCAUAUUCGUGAGGUGGAUUCCAUCCUUCAGGUGGUGCGUUGUUUCGAAGAUAAUGACAUUGUUCACGUAAAUGGCAAAGUUGAUCCGAAGUCUGACAUUGACGUCAUCAAUCUAGAACUUGUUUUCUCAGAUUUGGAUCAGAUAGAGAAAAGAAUGGAGAAGCUCAAGAAAGGGAAGGCAAAGGAUUCAAAAUCUAAACUUAAGGAGGAAGCAGAAAAGAUUGCCUUGGAGAGAAUUCAGCAGGCACUUAUGGAUGGAAAACCUGCAAGAUCAGUUAGUUUGACUGAUUUUGAAAAGGAUGCCAUCAAGCAUCUUUGUUUGCUUACAAUGAAACCAGUAAUCUAUGUGGCCAAUGUUGCAGAAUCUGAUCUAGCUGAACCUGAAAGUAAUCCCUAUGUCGAACAAGUGAUGAAUCUUGCAUCCAAGUUGCAGUCUGGACAAGUGACAAUCUCGGCACAGGUUGAAUCUGAGCUUACAGAACUUACAUCUGAAGAGAGAACAGAAUAUUUGAAAUCUCUUGGUGUAAAUGAAAGUGGUCUUGGAAACCUUAUCAGGGCGACAUACAGUCUUCUAGGACUUCGUACAUAUUUUACUUCUGGCGAGAAGGAAACAAAAGCAUGGACAAUACUUGCAGGAAUGACUGCACCUCAAGCUGCUGGAGUCAUUCACUCAGACUUUGAAGGUUUCAUUCGAGCUGAGACAGUAUCCUAUGAUGACUUCGUUUCUUCUGGUUCAUUUUCAGCUGCAAGAGAGAAAGGACUUUAAUCCCAGCAUACUACA